GGGUCGCUCAGAGGAGCCAGGUCAUUCUCAGGGGCUCGUCGCCCGAAGACGUCGUGGCUGCUGCGUACAACGGAGGUGCUCCGGGGUCCGUCCUCUUCACUUUGGAUCAGUUCAGUCCAGUGUCGGGGUGUUUUUCCGAAACCAUCCUGCGCCUCGUUUCUUCCGCACAACAGUAUUCCAUCACGAUCCUCUGCCACAACUCGCUCCCGGCUUUUAUUUACAAGCCCCGCCUAAUGGGAAGAACCUGGAAGGCCAGCCUCGUUUGUUUUCCUUUUUAGCGGGGUGAAGCCUUCUCGCCAACGCGGCGGAGCGGGCGGGGCCCACGGGAGCCCUUCCGAGCGACGCGGAGGCUAGGUACCAGCGAGCUGGCUCGGCUCCUGGGGAGCUCCGCGGCGGAGGCUCUGCGGAGGGUGAGGAGGGGGGGGGGGUCCCCGCGGCGCAGCCCGUCUUCCUGCUCCGCUCGGCCGCAGUCCGCCCCGAGUCUGGGCUCCGGGGCAGGGCUGGGGGGUGCGAGGAGCCGGCGCAAGGUGCGGGGUACCGGGCGCAGGGGCCGAGGACGCCCGCCCCACCGCGCCGGCAAAGGGGGCUGAGCGGCCGGCGGCCCCGGAGCCGUCCCUCCGAUGGCGAUGGCGAGGCUCCGGGAUUACUGGCCGCUGCUGACCGCGCGACUGACCGGCGCUGUCCGGGCUCUGCUCUUCUGGACCCUGGUGUAUGGCUAUUGCGGGCUCUGCGCCUCCAUUCACCUGCUGAAACUUUUGUGGAGCAUCGGGAGGGGACCCGGCCAGACCUUCCAGCGGCUCGUGAGGGAGAACCCCCCAGCCUGCUUGAACGACCCCUCCUUGGGAACCCACUGCUACGUGCGGAUUAAGGAUUCAGGGCUAAGGUUUCAUUAUGUAGCUGCCGGAGAGAGGGGCAAGCCGCUUCUGCUGCUGUUACACGGCUUUCCUGAGUUCUGGUACUCUUGGCGCUAUCAAUUACGGGAAUUUAAAAGUGAAUAUCGAGUCGUAGCUUUGGAUUUGAGAGGCUAUGGAGAAACAGAUGCUCCUUCUCAUCAAGAGAGUUAUAAAUUGGACUGCAUUGUUGUGGACAUAAAAGAUAUUUUAGACUCUUUAGGUUAUAGUAAGUGUGUUCUGAUUGGCCAUGACUGGGGAGGGAUGAUUGCCUGGCUCAUUGCCAUCUGUUACCCAGAACUGGUGACCAAGCUUGUUGUGAUUAAUUUUCCUCAUCCGAAUGUAUUCACAGAAUACAUCUUCAGGCACCCUUCACAGCUGAUCAAAUCUGGUUACUACUUCUUCUUUCAAAUGCCAUGGUUCCCAGAAUUCAUGUUCACCAUAAAUGACUUCAAGGCUCUGAAACAUUUAUUUACCAGCCAGAGGACUGGCAUUGGAAAGAAAGGGUGCAAAUUAACCCUAGAAGAUCUUGAAGCUUACGUUUAUGUCUUUUCUCAACCUGGAGCACUGACAGGCCCAAUUAACCAUUUCCGAAAUAUCUUCAGCUGCCUGCCACUCAAGUAUCAUAAGGUGACCACUCCAACAUUACUCUUAUGGGGAGAAAGAGAUGCAUUCAUGGAUGUGGAGAUGGCUGAAGUCACACGGAUUUACGUCAAGAGCCAUUUUAGGCUAACAAUUUUGUCCGAAGCCAGCCACUGGCUUCAACAAGAUCAACCUGAUAUAGUAAAUAAAUUAAUAUGGACAUUUCUCAAAGAAAAUAUGAGGAAAAAUGAGUAAUUUUAAGGACAAGUGAAAAGCCCAUAACAGCCAAAAAAAUGAUGUGAGAGGAGCUGACUUUUUUAGCAUUCUGUUUAGGCUUUGUUAAGAAAGACACUGUUUUCAUUGUACUGUAUUGUGACUAAGUUGACACGCAGUUGUUUCAC
This is a messenger RNA of Sarcophilus harrisii (Tasmanian devil), 1873 nucleotides long. It is a transcript of the gene EPHX4, whose product is annotated as epoxide hydrolase 4. Gene Ontology annotation, molecular function: hydrolase activity. The coding region runs from base 621 to 1727 and encodes 368 amino acids. The record is from RefSeq and is a predicted model, not a curated record. Lineage: Eukaryota; Metazoa; Chordata; Mammalia; Dasyuromorphia; Dasyuridae. The transcript is spliced from 7 exons.